Molecule: messenger RNA, 810 nt
Organism: Cynara cardunculus var. scolymus (artichoke)
Lineage: Eukaryota; Viridiplantae; Streptophyta; Magnoliopsida; Asterales; Asteraceae
Exons: 1
Coding region: 1-810 (269 amino acids)
Source: RefSeq, a predicted model, not a curated record
AUGCAACUCACCGGAGAAAUCAACGACAUAACGGUGUCUCCGAGCUUCAAUUGCUACUCUUCCGAUAGUUUGACGGCCAAGGCGGCCGCCAAAGUCAGCCGUGAAGUUGAGCAGGAACGGAUUGAUGAAUUUCAGGAAUUUAGUGAGGUUGAUGAAGAGGAUUUCGAGUUUUCCUUGGAGUUCGCCGGCGAAGAAUUUUCAGCGGAAGAGCUCGCUCUCGCCGGUCGGUUACUUUUUCCGAUUUUCAACAGCGAUCUAGUAACGAAGGAUGAGGUAGAUCGUGUAGUUAAGGAAGUAGAUGAUGAGCAUGAUGUUGAUUCUCUCAUCAUUCCGUUACAUAAGUUGUUCGUCGAUGAUAGCGAUGAAUCUAGGUCAUCGUCUUCGUCGUCAGAAGUGGAUGAUUUGGAAGAUAGGCCUUCUGGAACAUUCUGUGUGUCGUGGCGUAAGGCUAACGCUGGAUCGCCAACUCUUGCUAAGAAGAGUAGGUCUACUGGAUCUGGUUCGAGAACCUGGAAAAUUAAGGAUUUGCUUCGCCGGAGCAACAGCACAGGGUCAGAGACGGUGUUCUUUUUGUGUCCUAAGAGAGUCGAGGCUUCAAACAGGAAACGGUACGGCAAGUCCCGCGAAGUUCGCAAAGUCACCGGAAAGUCGAAAACGGCGUCAUCUCCGUCGUUUCACGAACUAUUUUACGUUCAAAAAAGAGCAGAACAGAAAGGAGAAAAGAUGAAAUCGUAUCUACCCUACAGGCAAGAUCUCCUAGGAUUUUCCGUCAAAGUUAACGGAAGUGGAAAUAAGAAGUUGCCAUUCUAA